This is a messenger RNA of Prorocentrum cordatum, 5073 nucleotides long. Lineage: Eukaryota; Dinophyceae; Prorocentrales; Prorocentraceae. The record is from the annotation of a GenBank genome assembly.
AUGUGCACCGAUGUUGUGGGAGCGUCUUUCUACGCCCUCCUUUGCGUCAUCGCCUGGCACCACUUGUGCUAUGUCAGCCUUGUGGUACCCUGCGGGUGCAGCGGUUGGCUGUGCUCGCACUUCGUGCCUGCCUACCUCCAGGAGCCCCUCGAGAGGGCCCAGCGGCGCGACGCCGCGGGUCCAGCGGCCAGCGGGACGAUCCACGCGGCCGCCGAACGAAGGACCCCUUGCGGGUCAGAGCUGCGGUCAGACCCGCGCUCUGGCAGCGGAGGCCAGCCAGCCAGCAAGGGCAAGGGCAAGGCCACGCUGAAGGCCAAGAAGCCGAAUAAGCGAGGAGGCAGAGCGGCGGACACGCGUCAGCAUCGUCAGCUCCGAGGGAGCGCCUUUAGGAAGCUUGCGGCGUGCGGUAGCGCGGCGAAGCUCACUCAGGAGGAGCGAGCAGCGGUGAAGAGGCAGCUGGCGAGCGACAUCGAGAGGCUGACGACGGAGAGUCAGAACAUGAGGCAGGAGCUUCAGAACAGGGACGUGGCGAUCGCAGAGAUGAGAGGACAGCUUCAAGGUCAGCAGCAGGCUCAGCAGCAGGCUCAGCAGCAGCGGGUAGCCCCGCGCGGCGAGAUGAUGGAUCCGAAGAUCCUUCACAAGGUGAAGCCGUUCGACGGCCAAAGGUCGAGCUGGAAGACGUUCAGCUUCCAGUACAGAGCGUACCUGAUCGCCCAGGAUCGGAGGUACCGAGAUCUUCUGGAAAGGUGCGAGGACGGAGCCCAGGAGGUGGACAACGUCAACCUGGACCCGCAGGAGGAAGAACUCAGCACGCAGUUGUACUACGGCCUGGUCCUGGCCAUGCCCGAGGACUCGGUGGGCGAGCUGAUCGUGAGGAACAGCCCAGUAGGAGAAGGAGCCGAGUGCUGGAGGAAGCUUCAGAAGGAGUACAACCCGAGCGAGGCAGGCAACGUGCUGGCGAUGUGGACCAAGCUCACGGACACGAAGUUCGACGCCAAGGAAGACGUGAUGGUGAGCAUCAGCAAGCUGGACGAGGACAUGGCGAGGUACCAGAAGAUGGCAGGAGAGCCCGUCUCGGACCUGAUCAAGCGCGGCAUCCUCACAAAGGCGCUGAAGGAUCACGACGAGCUGCAGAAGCACGUGUUUCGGAACAGCAGUCGGUUAAGUACGUACGAGCUUCUGAGAGCCGAGGUAGUGUCGGCGUUGAUGGCAGAGCGAGCGGUUCAGGACGACCCGAUGGAGAUCGGAGCGCUGAAGGGCGGAAAGAGACCGUGGAAAGGCCGCGGCAAAGGGAAAGACGGAAAAGGCAAGGAGAAGCCAACGAAUCCCGACGCCGAGAUCGAGUGCAACUACUGCCACAAGAAGGGCCACCGCAGCGCAAACUGCCGAAAGCGGAUCGCCGACGAGAAGAAGACAGCCGAGAAGGACAAGAAGGACAAGAAGCAGUUCCGAAAAGAGAAGGCAAAAGAAAAGAAGAAGAUCGGGGCAGCGGCAGUCAGGGAGCUCGAAAGGUUACGACAGACAGGAGUGGGCACAGGUCACAAGAAGCGCAACCACACGAUCGACUGGAAGUACUGCUUGCCUGGCUACUACCAAUAUGACUGCUGCUCUUGCAAGAAGACCUUUGAAGGAUGGCGAUGGCACUACGAUCAGUGGCAGCUGGACUACUGUGCCGUGUGUGCCGAGUACUGCCUGGACAGCUUCAAGGACGGGGAAGAGCCAGACGACAACAAGAAGCCAAAGCCAAAGAAGCGCAAGAAAGCUGCGGUGAGCCCCGCGCUGGCCGGCCCCAGGCCUGUUACCAUCGCUGGUCUUCGGCCCGUGGAUGAAGAUCAGAGCCCUGCGGAUGACCGAUUGCGGUUAGCCCCGCUUCGGAAUGCGAUCAUGCUAGAUUCAGGUGCGCAGAUCAGUGCGAUACCGAGGUCACAGGUGACCAAGCACAACUACACGCCGACGGACAGCAACGUUGUCGGCUUGAAGGGCAUAGGAGGCGAGGAGAUCGAGAGGUACGGCCACGUGGUCACUGGAUCAUCAACGGUACCAUCGAGCCACCUGAUGGAGCUGAGUUCGUACCUCUACGUCGUCACCAAGGAACCAGCUGAUGAGAACAAGAUCCCGAAGGUGGUGUUCGACAUCUUUUACGUAGGGACGGACCAGCUGGCUGCGAAGUACAAGCUUAAAGGAGGUUACUUCAGCAUCAGGGAGAAGACGUCGGUCACGAAGGCCGAGAUAGACCAAGCGGUCUCUGUCUUGAAUGUUAUCGACUGUAAGAUCUUGGCUCAGGCGACGUUGUACGCGAACAAGGAGAUGGAUGACUACAAGGUGUCCUUCCUGCUAGGCGUGCUGGAAGCUUGGGGUCACACAACAGUCAUACUUCAGACAGACCAGGAGCCUGCCACCAUGGCUCUGGCGCAGGCAGUUCGAGAUCGCAGAUCACACUCAACCUUGGUGCGGGGAUCACCGCCCUUUUCCAAGCAGAGUGCAGGCUACGCUGAAGGAGGUAACAAGCUAGCAGCUGGUCUACUUCGAGCCUACAAGCUGAAGCUGGAGCACAAGCUGGGCAGCGAGAUCAAGAUGACGGAUCCGAUCGUGCCAUGGCUUGUGAACUCGGUGGGGUGGAUGAUCACCAGAUUCCAGCCUCGCAGUCACGGAGGUUCCUCCUACAAGAUGCUCUACGGCAAAGAGUACAACGGCGAGAUUGCGGAGAUGGGUGAGCAGGUCUGGUAUCGGAUCUCAGCCCGAGUUGCCGCGGGACGUGGCAAAUGGGAAGCCCGCUUCGCAAAAGGAAUCUGGGUUGGUAAGAGCGAGCUGGACGACGCACAUCUCGUGAUCGAUCCUGAACGUGGAGUGCAGAAGGUCAGAACGGUGAGAAGGAUGCCUGAGGAGUUCAGGUGGCAGCCCGAGCUCAUCCAGCACAUCAGGGUGACGCCCUGGAAGCAGACGCCCGACAAGAGUUCAGGAACCAUCGGACGCAGCAUGUACAUCACGGAGCGCAUGAUCGAUGCUCAUGGUCCUACCGACGAUUGCAGGAAGUGCAGUACAGGAUACGGUUCGCAUUCGGCAGCCUGCCGACAGCGUUUCGAGACCAUUCAGGCCGACUUGCUGCGCGAGAAGUUGGCGAAGGACCCUGUGGCCCCUGAGGCUACAGUCGUGGUGCCAGCGCCGGCUGCGGGAAGCCCCGCGCCUGGAGCGACUUUCGGCGAAGUGCCCCAGGUGAAGUUCGUGAAGGAGCUGAGGAGCCACUUAGGAGAUCCUGAGGAGCAACAGGUGGAGCAGAUGGUUGAGGUGAGCGCCGAGCUGCAUGAGAAAGACCAGUGGAGCCCAAAGACGAUACACUACGAUUACUACACUGGAGAGCCUCUGGAUGAGGACCUGUAUCAGAAGGGUCGCGACGACGAGCUGCAGGCCAUGAAGGACUACGGGGUCUACGUGGAAGUGGCGACAUCGACGGCGACCGACGGCAAGCACAUUGGAGGUUUCCCGAUAGCCCACAUGAAAGAAGGAAAGGUCAGGUGGAGGUUCGUAGCAACCGAGGUGAACAAGUACGAGGUCAGGGAGGACAACCACCAAGGCACGCCCCCGCUCAUGAUUGUCAGAGCGACGCUGAGCCGUGCCGCUUCAAGUCCAACUUCCAGCGGGCAGCACCUGCGGAAGAUACAAGUCUGGGACGUCAGGAAGGCUUUCUUCAACGCUGACUUAGACGAGACGAUCUACGUGCAUCCUGGGAGAGAGCUGUGUCCGCCUGGAAGGUGCUGGUGGUUACGCAAGGCCAUGAACGGUACCAGGAAGGCGUCGCAGAUGUGGGGUGAGCUUGUGAGAACUACUAUGGACGACGGUCAUUGGGAAUGCUUGGUCGGAACUCCUAACGUGUUCUACUUACCUGCUAGCCCCAACACAGCCCCCUUCGACGAGGAUAGCACAGCGAUCUGCCAUGGCGAUGACUUUCUUGCUGAAGGCUACGACGAGCAGCUGGACGAGCUGGACGAGUUGUUGAAGCAGCAGUUUGAGGUCACGGCCAGCGCCAGACUUGGACCAGGAGCGGUAGGGCAGACUACAUACCUCAAGAGGACGAUCGGCUACACCGACAAGUUACCAGGUUGCGAGGAGCCAGGUUUCUUCUGGACUGCCGAUCCCAAGCAUGUGGACUUCAUGAUCAAGUGGACGCAGAAGCGAGGACUUCAGUGUAAGACUUACCUGAUCGAGACCCAGAGGCCCUGCAACCUGAAGAUCUAUAGUGACAGCACAGCUGGACGUGGGAUGUGCAGCCGAGUUGGGGUGGGCAAGGUCAGGCACCUGGAGUUGAGGUACUUGUGGAUUCAGGAGCGGUUGCGUCUCAAGGCGUUCGAGCUUCACAAAGAGGACACCAGCAAGAUGACAGCCGACAUGCUCACGAAGUACAGCGAGUGGCCGACAAUCGAGAAGCAUUGCACCACUCUCAACCUCAGGUUCGGAAAGCAGUUGAAGGGCUUGAGCGCGAUGGCAGUUUUCAAGGAGGUCGUGACGAAGGUGUCAGGCGAGAAGGUGACAGUGUACGGAGGUUCUGACGAGGUUGCGGUUUGCCCCGCGCCUGUCAGCCACUACGUGGACAGCGAGGAGUUCUGGUUCUUCCUGAAGGUGGGACUUGUUGUGGUGACUGCAGCCAGUGUGUUUUUACUGGGGUGCUGGUGUGGUUGCUACUUCAAGAACUUCUACGACAAGUUCCUCCUCCAGGGUGCGGUUAACCCCGCCUCUGGAAGCACUUGCACACCAUCUGCGCGGGCUGACGUCGAGUUCAAGACCGUGUGUGUACAGCAGGACAAAGGAGCAAGGCACAAGCUCUUAAGCACGUUUCUUGUAGCUGACCUGCGAGCUGUCUUGAAGGCCAAGAGCCUGGCCGUGUCAGGGAUCAAGGAGGACCUGGUCACGAGGAUGAUCAAGCACGGGUGUGUUCUGUCGGAUCGCCAGGCCAAAGAGAUCGAGCAGCUGCGGGUGAUGGCUACAGCGCGUGGACCUCUUGCCAAGCUGAGCUUGCAGGACAUCAGCAGUCCAGAGGCCGCGCAGAAGUGGAUCGAGACGUUCAAGAGCGAGUGCUGA